GUUAUCUCUCUCCCUCCCAUUUUAAACUUUGAAACUUUCGAGAGCAGAAGAGUUGAAUUCGACACAAUGCUAGCUUGCCCAAUCAGAGCAAUGGGAGUGGAGAAGGAGCUGCUGAAGCCAGGCAACGGUCCCAAGCCACUUCCCGGUCAAAACGUCACCGUUCACUGCACCGGAUUCGGCAAAAAUCGAGAUCUCACCAAAAAGUUUUGGAGCACCAAGGAUCCGGGUGAGAAGCCUUUCACUUUCCAGAUCGGCCGAGGCCAAGUUAUUAAGGGCUGGGAUGAAGGAGUGUCGGGAAUGCAAGUGGGAGAAGUCGCUCGACUGAAGUGCACUCCGGAUUACGCCUAUGGGUCGAACGGCUUUAUAUCAUGGGGAAUUCAGCCUAACUCGGAUCUAGUUUUUGAUGUUGAAUUGUUGAGCGUUGAGUAAACCAGCAGAAGCAGAUUGUUGAAAUGAAGUGUUAGUUUUAUGUGUUUUGCAUUAUGAAUUCUAGUCUCAUUUCUACUUGUAUAAACUGAUGAAAACUUUCUUAUUAAUAUGAGUAAUAAUAAUGGAUUACAUCCAAUUCAAACCA
Messenger RNA from Salvia hispanica, 574 nucleotides. Its product is annotated as peptidyl-prolyl cis-trans isomerase FKBP12-like. Gene Ontology annotation, cellular component: cytoplasm. The record is from RefSeq and is a predicted model, not a curated record. Gene Ontology annotation, molecular function: peptidyl-prolyl cis-trans isomerase activity. NCBI's taxonomy places the organism in Eukaryota, Viridiplantae, Streptophyta, Magnoliopsida, Lamiales, Lamiaceae.